UCAGUAUGAGACAGUCUCAGGUUUUGUCUGUGAGGCCUUAAGAGAAUGAUGAACAAGACGAAGGUAAACACGAGCGUCAAGAUCAGAAGGAGAAGCACCAAGUUUAUAGACUAGAGAUACUAGCAGGGAAUGCCAGAGAAGUGAGUGCAGUCCGGUUCGAACGAGUUAAUGAUAUGGAUCAAGUGUGAUUUGUGAAAGGCCCGAGAUGGUUCCCAAGUUCGUAAGAAAAUGGAGAAGUGAGGAAGAUUCCGAUGGUAAUCUCCAAGCCAAGAGAAUCAUGCAUCGAAACAAAAGUUUAGUUCCAUAUAUUGUAAAGAGAAUUAAGUAUUGACUCUAAUAAUAAA
This is a messenger RNA of Arabidopsis thaliana (thale cress), 344 nucleotides long. RefSeq lists its product as uncharacterized. The coding region runs from base 206 to 331 and encodes 41 amino acids. The record is from RefSeq and is marked reviewed. The transcript has 2 exons. NCBI's taxonomy places the organism in Eukaryota, Viridiplantae, Streptophyta, Magnoliopsida, Brassicales, Brassicaceae.